Messenger RNA from Gilbertella persicaria, 332 nucleotides. RefSeq lists its product as uncharacterized. The record is from RefSeq and is a predicted model, not a curated record. Lineage: Eukaryota; Fungi; Mucoromycota; Mucoromycetes; Mucorales; Choanephoraceae. The transcript has a single exon. Bases 86 to 298 code for a protein of 70 amino acids.
GGAAUUCUUGUCCGGGACUAUAAAACAUGACGUAAAAAUGUCUAUUUUUUUUUCUUUUCUUUAACUUUUUGUUUUUUUUAUUAUUAUGAGUGACGACCCUAACCAUCCAACCAAAGAGCCUUUUACUUCGGCUGGCAAGUCUACAACAGGUGGAAACAGUAUUUUAUUCAGCACAAUAGCAACACCUUUUGCAGCUGUUGGUGGCUUCGUCGACCAAGUUACUCGUAAAGUGACCGAUAUCAUUUCUCCUAAAGACCCAGAACCCACACCUACUGCUACACCCACCACCAAAGAAUAGUGUCUAAUGGAAUCUUUAUUGUACAAAAAAAAAU